AUGGAAGACUUCGUAGGCAUCUCUCCAGGGCUGGAGGCCUUCAAGAGCGCGGCGUGUUCCGGGAGAGUGGCUGCGGGCAGCGUCUUUGGCUCAGGAGACUCCAAGAUCACACCCUUGGAGCUGGAUGCGCAGCUCCAGGUCUCUGAGCUGAUCUACCGCAACCUCCUGCUGGGCAAGCGGCUGCAGAUGGAUCCGCAGUGUGGCUCGGACAGCUGGUACAAGGAGCACCUCGGCGAGGAGUGGCUCAAAAAGAACUUGAGCCAAAGGAAAGAGUUGAAUAAGCAAGCGAAAGAGCGGGGGGAGAACAGUCCGAUGUGGGUGGAAGCGGUGUCCGUCAGCAGCGAUCUUGGAUCCGAGGUGCUGCAGGUGGGCAAGACCGGGGGGGAUCGCAUGCGUGACGCAGAGGCAGUCGAUCGACAGGCUGUCUUGGACCUCUUGCACUCCAUUGCAGUGAAGGUGCGAGUCUCGCACUAUGCGCGAUGUGGUGUGGGAGAGCAACAGGGUGGCCUGCGGGCCAUGGUCGCUGUGAUGUGGCACUUUGCCACAGACGCAGAGGUUGUGGGACUUGCUGCCGACUGCCUGCGCAUGGCAAUCACCGGAAAUGGCUUCAAUUGCGAUCGGCUGCUGGCCCUCUGGGCCCCGAUGCCGCCGCACGAGCGGCACAGCGGGGGGCAGAUGGAGAGGGGCUGGUCCUUCCUGCGCUUCGCCCUGGACGCCUUUGCCUUCCAAGCGGGUGAGCAGGAUGGCGCCAAGGCGAAGGACCCCGAGGCAGCCCUGAAGAUCGCGCAGUGCGUGCUCGCAGCCAAGGCCUCGCCUGUCAUGGAGGCGCAGCUAAGACUUCUGAAGGCGAUGCCGGCAGACCCAUGCCAGGAGCAUCGCGAACUCAAGGAGAUGAUGCCGAAGCUUGUCCAGCUGGCAAAGGAGCUGGCUGGCAAGCUGAAAGGCAACGAGGUGCUCUCUGACUUCGUGCAGCUUCUUGCGUAA
Molecule: messenger RNA, 984 nt
Organism: Effrenium voratum
Lineage: Eukaryota; Dinophyceae; Suessiales; Symbiodiniaceae
Source: the annotation of a GenBank genome assembly